UAUUCACUAACCUACAAAGGCAGUGCAGACAGCCUUCAAAGCGUCUACAGACCCUGCACUCAUUACCAUUUCUGAUACUCUACGGCCCAUCCCUGGACCAACCCUUCCGCAAUGACAAGUCCGAGAAUAUUUAUAACUGGCGGUGCCGGACUUAUAGGGGGCGAUUAUCUCCACAUUCUAACUGAUAAGUAUCCAUCGUGGAGUAUCGUUGCUUUGGUCAGGCAAUCGGAAAAAGCAGCUCUGAUGGCCCGAUAUUAUCCUCAAGUCGAGAUUAUACUUGGGACACUCGAUGAUGUUGGCAUACUUGAACGGGAAAGCACUAAGGCAGAUGUGGUUCUUAAUUUCGCGGACUGUGACCACAAGCCGGCUGCCGAAGCUAUCAUCAGGGGUCUCGCUCAACGUGAAAAUAUUGGAACAGUAAUCCAUACCUCUGGGGCGAAAAUCAUUGCUUGGGAAACAGAAUCGCAGCCAUCCAUGUGGGGCAAAGAUAUCCCACGCCGUUACAAUGAUUGGGCGGGUGUUGAAAAACUGACUACUAUCUCACCAGUCGAGAGCCCCAAGCAUUCAGGUUCUGAGGAUGUCCUCCCAAGCUGGGCUGCUCAUCGCGAUGUUGAUGAAGUAAUCCUUCAGGGAUUUCGUAACCAUCCUAGAAAUGUCAGGACAGCAAUUGUCUGUCCUCCAACUGUAUAUGGCCCGUCGCGGUUUCCUGGUUUCACGAGGUCUAUUCAGCUUCCACGUUUGCUGAAUGUUGUCCUACGGCGGCGUAGAGCAUUCACCAUCAACGGAAAUGAAAAUCGAUGGAACAUGGUACAUACACAGGACAUUUCCCAGUUGUAUCUUCUAUUGACGGAAGCAGCUGUGGACAGGCGGUUGGGCGAUUUAUGGAAUGAAAAAGGCUACUAUUUUGCUGAGCAUGGGGAAUUCAGAUGGGGCGACGUUAUUCGGGAGAUAGCUCGCAUUGGUUAUGAGAAAGGUUUGUUGAAUUCUGCUUACCCGGAAGAAUUGUCCAAUGAAGCAGUUUCCCAGUUCUGGUAUGGUGGCCAAAUGAACGUCAGCUCAACAAGUUUGGGCCACUCUCGAAGAGCAUGGAACCUUCUUGGAUGGAAACCCACCAAGCAUCAUCUGCUGCAAGACAUUGGCCGAACGAUGGAUGUUGAGGCCUUCCUGUUGAAGUCUCAAAAGUAAAUAUUAAUGUUACAGAAGUGGUAAUAUCUGAGAUGAACGUGGUAGUGGUUCAGUGUGUGAGCAAGCAAUAUUAGCAAUCAUUCUGCUCCUUUUGGAAGAGACACUCAGAGAAGUUCGAAAGACUUUCUACAUGUCACGCCUGAAG
Messenger RNA from Truncatella angustata, 1330 nucleotides. Its product is annotated as putative nucleoside-diphosphate-sugar epimerase. The record is from RefSeq and is a predicted model, not a curated record. The transcript is spliced from 3 exons. Lineage: Eukaryota; Fungi; Ascomycota; Sordariomycetes; Amphisphaeriales; Sporocadaceae. The coding region runs from base 112 to 1185 and encodes 357 amino acids.